GGGGGUGUGUGUGUUGUGUAUAAAAGGGGGCGGCACACACAUACACACACACACACUGGGCAGAGUGCAGCAAGGCUGAGGUCGGGCAGCGCUCCGUACCUGGAUCUCUGGCACAAUCAUCAACGGGAUACAGGGAACAACCCGAGCCAUGAACAACGCCGACGCCAAAGACUACCUCUCCAACCAGCAAAUACCCCAGUUGUUCGAGAGUCUACUCACGGGGCUGAUGUACCACAGGCCCGAUGACCCCGUUGACUACUUGGAAGGUUGCUUGAAGAAGGUGAGGGAGCUUGGAGGUCCGGAGUGGGUGCGCUGGGACACCUUCGUUACCCAGGAGAAGAGGGCCUUGCCCCCUCUCAACGUUUGCCAGGCUAGGAGAGCGGUCUUCAGAAAUGCUCUGCCCGACGGCCCCGCUUUUGCCCUGCGCCGCUACGACCGCCUGCCGCCCAUCCACCAGUUCUCCAUCGAGAGCGACACAGACCUGACCGAGACGGCAGAGCUGAUCGAGGAAUACACAGUGUUCGACCCGACGAAACCUCGGCCCUGGAUCAUUCUGCUCAUAGGUGGUCCAGGCAGCGGGAAGGGGACUCAGAGCCUGAAGAUCGCCCGGCGAUACGGCUUUGAGUACAUCUCGGUGGGAGAGCUGCUCCGAAAGAAAAUGAUCCAGAACACCACCUGCAACAGGAAGUGGAGACUGAUCGCGAAAAUUAUCACCCACGGGGAGAUGGCGCCCCAGGAAACCACCAUCACUGAGAUCAAGCAGCAUUUAAUGCAGCUGCCGGACGCUCGGGGGAUUGUCAUUGACGGAUUCCCCAGAGACGUGGCCCAAGUCCUGUCCUUCGAGGACCAGAUCUGCAGCCCGGAUUUAGUGGUGUUCCUCGCUUGCCCCAACUACCAGCUGAGGAAGAGGUUGGAAACGCGGGCGGAACUCCAGGGUCGCCCUGACGACAACCCAAAGGCCAUUCAGCGCCGGCUGGCCACCUUCAAACAAAACACCAUCCCAUUGGUGAAGUAUUUCCAGGAAAGGGGUCUGAUCGUCACGCUGGACGCAAGCAGGAAUGAAGAGGAGGUGUUUUACGAUUUAUCGGUGGCAGUGGAUAACAAACUGUUCCCCAGCAAGGAGCCAGCGGCAGGCCCCAGCGAACUGGAUCUCAGUUUCCUGCUGGAUUCCACUGAGGAGUUGGACGUCGAGACAGAGACUGAAGAUCAGGGAAACGACGAGGCCACAGCACCAGCAGACGGCAAAACUGAAGAGGACUGGGAGACCAGGCCGACCAUCUUCGUUGUCGGUGAUGCAAGCUCUGGGAGAGGAAGUCCGUGUGACAGAGUAGCAGCAGAAUACGGCUUCACCCACCUGCGUGCGGACGACCUUGUACAGGGCAUGACGGCUCUCGGAGACGCCAGCAGUCGGGGUGUUGGAGAAAGCGGGGAGCAGGAGCAACUGGUGCCUCGGAGUCUCAAGGACAGCAUCAUUUGUGGAAUGGACGCCAAAGGAUUCAUCAUAGAUGGCUACCCUUGGGCAGUGGAGCAGGCCGUUGAAUUUGAGAGGAAGAUAGUUCGGCCCAGCCUAGUGCUGCAGAUGAGUGGCUCCAUGGACAACACACACCAGGGGCCACUGAACACAACCCGAGCGAGUGGCCGCACUGGUGUUGGAGGAGACCGGUUAGAUACCGAGUGUAGCGAGGCCUACCAGAGCGUGGAUCUGGCCGUCCUGGAGAAGUACCGCAUGGAGAACACCAUCCACAAGUUGGUUUCAACGAGGUUCCCCUACACAUGA
Leucoraja erinaceus (little skate) is the source of this 1777-nucleotide messenger RNA. RefSeq names its product adenylate kinase 5 (gene ak5). Gene Ontology annotation, cellular component: cytoplasm. Lineage: Eukaryota; Metazoa; Chordata; Chondrichthyes; Rajiformes; Rajidae. Gene Ontology annotation, molecular function: ATP binding; AMP kinase activity. Bases 149 to 1777 code for a protein of 542 amino acids. The transcript has 14 exons. The record is from RefSeq and is a predicted model, not a curated record. Gene Ontology annotation, biological process: nucleobase-containing compound metabolic process.